AUGCCAAUAGAGACCCUGUUGUACCCACAGAGUAGCAGCACGAUGACACCAGAAGAAAAGAAAGGACAUCGAGACACUGAAAGAACAAAAUUACAGCUCCGCGCAGUGCGCUCCGUCUGCGGGAUUCCGGCGCGGCUUCGCUGGUCUCACCCAGAGCUGCGCGCCGACGCCAAGGGCACCGUCACGGCGCAGCUCGGCAGACUGGCCGGGGCGCCCGUUUUGAAAUGCCUCUGGGCAACCUUGGUUCCGCUGCUGGGCACCCCUAGUCCAGCUGCUAACCGCGGACUUGGCCCUCGUCCCGCGCUCCGAGCCGGUGCCUUCCCCGUCUGUGCGCGGUCCACGGUGACCUUAGAGCAGCCGGCUGCCAGGCUGUUCCCUGGCGUCACAAGUUUGACAGCUUCGCACCAAAUCAGAUUGCAGCAUUUCCAGAAAGCCCCGAGGCGUCACCGCGAGAUACUGGGGAUUAGAACUCGCCUCCCCAGGUUCGCCCCCUCCCAGCCAUUUAAAGCUCCUCUGUGGGGCGGGACUGGGGAAAGGGCGCUCCCGGCUGCGGCUCCUGCGGCCCCAGCCAGCAAGAUGUUGGAAUCAAGACUGGGACUUAGGAGUAAUCAUUGGGAUGCAGCUGAGAGAGCUGACCACACAAGUAGCACCAGUCUCCCCUGCCAAGAUCAGCACUUUGCAGGGGGCCAGGACUACAAUUGCCCCCAUUCCACCUCAACGUCAGCAUCCAGUGUUGACGUUUCCAGGGAAACUUGGGUCUCUUUUUGGGCUGCUGGUCUCCUGGACAACAGAGAGCCCCAACAAGAGCCACAGGCACAGGAACAGUGCAAUGGUUUGGAUUUCUUGGUCCACGAGGAUUAUGCCGGGGCAGGGAAUCAGCUAUCUUCCCAACUCUACCGAAACAAGCAGCUCCAAGACACCUUACUGCAGAAGGAGGAAGAACUUGCUAGGUUACAUGAAGAAAACAACAACCUCAAACAAUACCUGAAUUCGGCUUUGGUGAAAUGCCUUGAGCAGAGAGCCAAGAAAUUGCUGAAGCAAAAUGGACCCACCCAAAUCUAUGGGUGUACAGAAAAUGGGAAGAGGAAAACAAAGGAGGGAAGGUACUCUGCCAUAGAUAUCCCCCAUCCCAAGAAUGCCAAGAGAAAUCUCUUUAAUGAGUUUGCUGCCUGUGAGGGGCAGCCAAGUCCCCCUGUGGACUCAUGGGUCCUGAAGACCCUUGGAUUAAAAGACCUUGACACCAUUGAUGAUAGUGUGCCAGCUAACUACAGUGCCAUGCUCUCUCAGCCUGAAAGGAGCACAUUCCCACAGUUUUCCAGUGAAGAGGUGAGCUAUGAACAUGGUGGCAUUGUGGGGCUGCCUAUUUCUUAUGAGAGUGCUCAAGUGGCACCCUUGCACAACACAGGCAGCCAACAGGAGGACUUGGCUUUUUUCUCUGGGGUGCCCAACCAAACAGGUGCUUUACAAACCAUGUCUAACCUUUCCCCUGACCCUUUUCCCCCUUUCACCUCACCUGGCUAUACUCCUGAUAUCUCACCCAAUAAAACAGAUGUGGCCUUUUCCACAUCCCUGACACCCCACUGCCAUGUGAAAACCCAUUCCUUCCAGCAGGGACAAGCCUUUGUACGGAGAGAUGAAGAAGGCUGGAAGUUUACCUGGGUUCCUAAACAGUCUUAG
This is a messenger RNA of Trichosurus vulpecula (common brushtail), 1677 nucleotides long. RefSeq names its product geminin coiled-coil domain containing (gene GMNC). The record is from RefSeq and is a predicted model, not a curated record. NCBI's taxonomy places the organism in Eukaryota, Metazoa, Chordata, Mammalia, Diprotodontia, Phalangeridae. Gene Ontology annotation, biological process: negative regulation of DNA replication; negative regulation of cell cycle. The coding region runs from base 1 to 1677 and encodes 558 amino acids. Gene Ontology annotation, cellular component: nucleus. The transcript is spliced from 7 exons.